CAUAGAUUCAUCCUAACUUGUCGCGUUGCCUGAGCUGUUUGUGCGACCUAAUAGUAGUUGCCACAAAACAAUAUAGAAAUUUCCAUUCGGACCUAAUAUAUUCAGAUGUUCUGAGCAGUUCCUUCUAUCCUAAUUGUGCCCAUUUACUCCACACUCAUGUCCCGGAAUAUCUGCGAUCAAUCGUUUGACCUUUACGGGGAUAACCUUAGUUUGUUAGCCGAGAGAUUGAGAAAAAACUGGAUGCAAAAGCUCUCCAAUUCCGAACAAACUGAUGAUUCUUUAACCAGCCUUACGUGGUUAUAUGAUGCUAACCCUAUUUCAAUGAAUUUCGAAACCACUGAAAAUUAUGAAGUCCAAGAUAUAAGUAUCAAUUCACCUCUGCAUGAAAACUGUAGUAAAUAUUCCUUAAGUUGUGAUCCACCAUAUGCGGGAAGCCUUUUAGAUCCGCAGGUUCGAAUGGAUUAUCGAACCAAAUGGACUGGAAAACCUCCAUUCUCCUACGCAACACUUAUCUGCUUGGCAAUGCGCGAACUUGGGAAACCCAAAGUUACGCUGUCGGAUAUCUAUGGUUGGAUAAUGAAUAAUUUCGCUUACUAUCGACAUACAGAUUCAAGCUGGCAGAAUUCUGUGCGUCACAAUCUAUCACUCAAUAAGUGUUUUGAGAAAGUUCCCCGUGAUAAAGGUGAAAGGGGUAAAGGAGGAUUUUGGAGGGUAAAUCCCAGGCAUAUUGACUGGCUGGAAGCGAAUUUAGCUAAAUGUCGACGAGCUGCACCACCUCCUGGACCACCACCACCAAUCCCAAGAUCUAUGCUUUUACAGCAACGUAAAAUACAACAACAGGCUCUUUUGCCGAGAAAUUUAAUUUUGUCUCCUCCAUCUGUUUCAAUGAACAACUCAGGUACUAAUCAUGCAUCGUUUACUGCAAAUAUCUGUGUUCCUGAAUUAUCGCCUGAUUCAAUUAAAAAUCACCAAAUUUCUGCUUUAUCACCAUCUUCACAUUCCUCCUUAUCUUCUUCUCCAUUAUCGUUUGCACCCGUUGGCUCACCCGCAAAUUUUCAGUCAACUAAAAUAUCGGUGACAUCAAGUCAUACAACAUAUCAAAACUCAGUGCAUACAAUUCUUAUGAAUCAUAGUGUAGUUUCUGAAAUGAACAAUUCAUCAAUUUUACCUCCAUUGUCUAUCUCUGGCAAUGUGUCACAGUCUUGUGUAACACAAACAGUGGCAGGUCAUCGUCGCAAGAGUCCUCUGUUCAAAAAUUCCCAGAUGGGAAUGGCACAUAAUGCUUUAUUGGAGUCAGAUGACGGCUUAUCUGAUGAAGAUACCUCAUUAACAUGGGGUGAAAGUACACAUUUUAUAAAUAAAUCCCCAAAUAUUCCCUCUAAAUCGAAUCAUUGUGAUCUUAAUCAUAAUAUAUCAAGUCAACAUUCUGACUGGAAUAAAAGAUCCCGAUAUAUGAAUGCAAACGUUAAUUCAAUCAACUUCAAAAAUGCACAGAGUCAAUCACUGUCUCGUAAUGAUAACAAUAAUAAUCAUAAUGCAGAUCAACAAUUUCCUUAUAAAAUAAGAUCAAAAUCUAGUCUUGAUAAGUCAAACAUCACUAAUCGUGGCACAGUUAUCGAACGCUUGAAACGAUCAAAAUCUAAGCAAAACGUGAAAUCAUCUGGAUCAAAUGAACUGAAGGUGCUUCCAACUCGAGUGUUACCACCACGUCAAAGAUAUUCUCGUUGGGCUCUUCCGCGUCCAAAUCCCAUCACAUCCAACAACUCACAAAAUCCCACUAAUGAAAGUGAAACAUGCACUAACAAUAAAUUGGAAACGUCUACUUCUAGAAAAAGCAAAAAGCAGGAUAAUGAUAAACGGGUAGCAUGGAACUCGAAAGAUGCCUUAGGAAAGUGUGGUGGGUUAAGUCCUUUACUAAACUGCAUCGACAGUUAUGAUGGGGAUCAUAGUGAUGAUAACAAUAAUAGUAAUAUUAAUUGUGAUAAAGAUUCCGGCUAUUUAUGGUCAUCACUCAACAAAGCAGCAAGCAAUCUGACAGAUGUUUUAACUAAUCACACUCAUACACAAAUGAAAAGAGAAAAUUCAUCUGAUAAUCAUCCAUCAUCUUGUGGUUCAUGCAAAGACUACAGUUUACCCAAUUACAAUACAUACUAUGUAGGAGAUGAUAACAUACAAAUGAUUAAUAACAAUAAUAACAAUAUUAAAAGACAAACCGCUAGCUUAUCUGCAUGUUCAUCUAGCUCUUCAGCGUCAACUUUUUCUUAUCAUUCUGAUGUUCCUAACGAACGUCAUAGUUCAAACUCGAUAGAUCCUUUUCAUUCUUCAUCAGGCGUUGCACAUGUCUGCCAGCCUUCACCAUUUAAUGAUGAUAGUGGAGUGAUGCUGAAAAGCGGAUCUCUCGCAUGUGACUCUUUACAACAACAACAACAACAACAAGGUCAAUCCUUGUCUGCAACACUAACAUGUGGUAAUGAUUUGCCAAAUAAAUCAUCAGAAGCUGAUAAAACAGUCCUACCUAACUGGGCUUCUCUGUUUCUAUCUGAUGAUGACGACACCAGUGAUUUAGACUGCUUAUUCAAUGAUAAUAAUGAUAUUAAUAAACAAAAUAAUGAGUCUUUCAAUUUGUUUACUAGUGAAAGCUUUGAGUCGGGAAUUCAUUCCACUUCAACACUACACUCCCCAACAACAUCUUUAUCAUCACCGCUAUCACAACCACCGUCACAACCUUCUUCGUGUUCUUUGACAACAUCAUCAUCCUUUUUGUUUAUAACUGAUAAAAAUGAUGCUGAAAUUUUCGUGAAUGAUUCUAAACACCCUACAGAUGCUUCAGACAUUCACUCGUCAAAUAAUAACAGUAAUAGUAAUAAUAAUAAUAAUAGUAAUAACCCAAUACUGGUGGAAGACCUUGGCUUAGAUACAGCUAAUUUGGACUUCGAUUCGUUGGAUGAAUUAGUAGGCGGCAAUGGAGCUAUUCCCCUGGAUAUUGACUUUUCUUUAACAACCAGUUUUAAUAAUGAUGCAUUUCUAGACUCAAAUGAUUCAUUAUCACAUGACUGGAAUGCAUCUAUGAACAGUAAUCACACUAAUAUUAGUAGUAGCACCAGCCAGGGUAGCAAUAAUAAUAAUAAUAAUAACGACAUUGCUUGUAGUGCACUAUAUGAUAAAAUUAAACAACACGAGAAUCAACCACAAUGGCCUGAGAGUUUAGAAGUUGAAAAUGAUGUUGUCAUCCCACUGCAACAGAAUGCAUCAAAUGAUUCUCAAUGGUUGAAUGCUUCGUUCCCGUUCAAUUCAUCAAAUAGUUUAACAAUGUUUCUAUCUGAAACAACACCUGUUCAUAUAUUUGAGGGAAAUUUUUAA
Trichobilharzia szidati is the source of this 3360-nucleotide messenger RNA. Lineage: Eukaryota; Metazoa; Platyhelminthes; Trematoda; Strigeidida; Schistosomatidae. The record is from the annotation of a GenBank genome assembly.